AUGACCGUUUGCAAUGCGUCCCUGGGUCACCCACCUUUCUUCAUUCUCCAAGGCAUUCCUGGGAUGGAGGACAAGCACAGAUGGAUCUCUGUCCCCUUCUCUUCCAUGUACUUCAUCACCAUCCUUGGGAACUGCACCAUCAUCUUCACCAUCUGCACCGAGCGCUCCCUGCACAAACCCAUGUUCCUUCUCCUCUGCAUGUUGGCCCUCACAGACCUGGGCAUGUCCACUACUACCAUUCCUAAGGUGCUGUGCAUCUUCUGGUUUGGCCAGAGUGAGAUCAGCUAUGUGGGCUGCCUGGUCCAAAUGUUCUUCAUCCACUCCAUAUCAGCGUUGCAGUCAGCCAUCCUGAUGACCAUGGCCUUUGACCGCUAUGUAGCCAUCUGUGAACCUCUGCGUUAUGCCACCAUCCUUUCCAAUAGUCGCAUUGGGCUCAUUGGCCUGGUGAGUUUAGUGAGAGCCAUCCUUUUCAUUCUGCCCAUGCCUGUCCUCCUCCAGAAGAUGCCCUUUCGUGUAAAUCACGUCAUCCCCACCACCUACUGUGAGCACAUGGCUGUGGUGAAGAUGGUGUGUGUGGACACCACAGUCAACAGGAUAUAUGGUCUGGUGGUGGCCUUGUUGGUUGCUGGGCUGGACAUCUCAGCUAUUGCUUCAUCAUAUGUGCUUAUCAUCCGGGCUGUACUGCGACUGUCUUCUAAGGAAGCCCAUCACAAAGCAGUCAACACCUGCACCACACACAUUUGUGUCAUGCUUAUCUCAUACACUCCCUCGCUGUUCUCUUUUCUCACUCACCGCUUUGGUAGGGGAAUUGCACCCCAUGUGCACACCAUUCUUGGGAACCUCUACUUCCUUGUUCCUCCAAUGCUCAAUCCUAUUAUUUAUGCAGUGAAAACCAAAGAGUUUCGGGACAAACUGACCAAAUACGGGUGCUGGAAGAAGGACCCUGUAACCAUAACCCAUGGUCAGAAGCCUGUCUGA
Lynx canadensis (Canada lynx) is the source of this 978-nucleotide messenger RNA. RefSeq names its product putative olfactory receptor 52P1. Gene Ontology annotation, biological process: G protein-coupled receptor signaling pathway. The transcript has a single exon. Gene Ontology annotation, molecular function: G protein-coupled receptor activity; olfactory receptor activity. Bases 1 to 978 code for a protein of 325 amino acids. Lineage: Eukaryota; Metazoa; Chordata; Mammalia; Carnivora; Felidae. The record is from RefSeq and is a predicted model, not a curated record. Gene Ontology annotation, cellular component: membrane.